Eremothecium gossypii ATCC 10895 is the source of this 723-nucleotide messenger RNA. It is a transcript of the gene ISY1, whose product is annotated as Isy1p. The record is from RefSeq and is marked provisional. NCBI's taxonomy places the organism in Eukaryota, Fungi, Ascomycota, Saccharomycetes, Saccharomycetales, Saccharomycetaceae. Gene Ontology annotation, biological process: mRNA 3'-splice site recognition; generation of catalytic spliceosome for second transesterification step. Gene Ontology annotation, cellular component: post-spliceosomal complex; catalytic step 2 spliceosome; post-mRNA release spliceosomal complex. Bases 1 to 723 code for a protein of 240 amino acids. The transcript has a single exon.
AUGAGCCGGAAUGUUGAUAAGGCCAACUCGGUGCUGGCACGGUACCAGGAGCUUGUAGCGGAGAACACAAGCGGUUACAAGGACUAUUCCAGAUUCAAACGACCCACGGCGGUACAUCGAAUUAGCAAUUUGGAAGAAGCACAACGAUGGAGGGCGGAAGUAGUGAAAGACAUCGGAAAUAAGGUUACACAGAUACAUGACCCGUCGCUGAACGAGAUGCAGAUCGAGGAUAUCAACAACGAGCUCAACAGACUGUUCCAGGAGAAGAUGCGGUGGGAGAGCCACAUUCGGCGCAAUCUUCGGGGGCCAGACUACCGGCGCAUGAAGCAGGGCUUGAACACGACCGGGGGUACAGUUAUAAAUGGCACGCGGUACUUUGGGCGGGCGUUGGAACUGCCGCAUGUGCAGGAGCUGUUGCAGCAGCAGCAGCAGCAGCGCGUUAAGCAGCAGAACCAGAAGCAGCGUGAGCAGGAACUCCGGGCGAAGGUACGGCAGUGGGAGGAAGAACUCGGACCGGAUUACUACGGCGAAGAUGUCCCUCCCGGGAUGCAGGAGUACGAAGCCCAGAGGUCGCGUGAGCUGCAGGAUAUCCUGAGGUCCGCUGCAGGUAGGGCGCCACAGGUGCAGAUUCCUUUGUUUGAAAGGCUACCGACACAGGAAGAAGUGGAGGGGUGGCUCGUUGAAAGGCGUAGGAAACGCCUACAAGAGCGGUUGGAUCUGUAG